Strongyloides ratti is the source of this 999-nucleotide messenger RNA. RefSeq names its product Zinc transporter ZIP1. NCBI's taxonomy places the organism in Eukaryota, Metazoa, Nematoda, Chromadorea, Rhabditida, Strongyloididae. Gene Ontology annotation, biological process: zinc ion transmembrane transport. The coding region runs from base 1 to 999 and encodes 332 amino acids. Gene Ontology annotation, molecular function: zinc ion transmembrane transporter activity. The transcript has 2 exons. The record is from RefSeq and is a predicted model, not a curated record. Gene Ontology annotation, cellular component: plasma membrane.
AUGGAAACUUCUUCAAUUGGUUCAUUGAUUGGCCCAAAACCUGAACCUGUUAUACCUACAAAUAAUGCAUUGAAAUCAUGUCUUAUUCUUCUACUUUUUUUUACUACCUUUAUGGCAUCUAUGGGUGCAUUUGCAUUAAAAAAACUUGCCUUAUCAACAAACAAUAGUUGGAUGAAGGCUGUUUUUUCAUCUGUUUCUUGUUUUGGCGCAGGUGUUUUUUUAGGAACGUGUUUAUUGGAUCUUUUGCCGGAUUCUAUUGAGGCUAUUAAUAAAGGAGAAAAAUUACUUAAGUGGGAUAAUGAAUUUCCUAUAGCUGAAGCAUGUGUGGCUUUUGGAUUUUUACUUAUUUUAACUAUUGAACAAAUGAUACUAUUUUUAAAAGAAUCAGGAUUUAUUAGUUCAAACUCAAUGGAUCUUUUCUCACAUGGUCAUUCACAUGAUGAUGGACCUUUACUAGAUGAUAUUGUUCAUGAUUCUUCAAUGCAAAAUAAUGAAUUAGAUAAUUUUGAAAGUCACUCAUCAAUGAGAGCUAUAUUAUUGGUAUUUGCCUUAUCAUUACAUGCGGUAUUUGAAGGUUUAUCAUUGGGUAUGCUAAUGGAAGUUAAUGUACUUUUGCAAGUUUUUGGUGCUUUAUUUAUUCACAAAACAUUAAUUGGUUUUUCUCUCGGUAUAAGAUUAGUACAAUCACAUUUAAAAACUGUAACAAUUAUUAUGUGCUGUACAGUAUUUGCUGGAAUGGUUUUAAUUGGAGGAUUUUUCGGGUUAGCUGUAAUAAAAAUAUUAAAUCAUGGUAGUAGAGCAACUGCAUCAAUGGUUUCUGGAACACUUCAAGCUGUAGCAUGCGGGACAUUUUUGUAUAUUACGUGUUUUGAAAUUUUACCACAUGAAUUAAAUCAAAAAGGUUAUAGAAAUUAUAAAAUGAUAUGCUUGUACUUAGGAUUUUGUGUAAUAGCAUUCUUUAUUUAUUUGUUUCCAGAUUCCGAUGAUGAUAAUAUGUAG